GCUGUGAGACCGCGUUAUGAGCGACCGCUGCUGUGCGUGCGCCUGCUGCGUGUGGCAGUAGCAGCAGCAGUUGGCCACCGAGCCUGCAGUUUACUGGACCCUCCUUGCCGCCGCUGGUGGAGUGGACGCUCGGCUACUCCCCCCUGCCCCGUUCUACUCCAUCACUCACCCUGCCCAUUGUCUCCUCUCUCUCCUCCCCCAAAUCCGCCAAUUCCCCUUGAGAAAGCACCGCCUUUGCACCCGAUUUUGUCCAGCCUCGCCGAUCCACCCGCUGCAGGUGUGUCUCGGGCCAAUUUUCGGUGGGCGGCUCGCCGGGGAGACGCCGCGGGGAUCGUGCUGCGGCGAGAACCCACGUUCCGAGCUGGUUCGUUUCCGCGUGGUUCGGUUUGGUGGGAUGGGAGGAGGCGGCGUGAGGAUCAGAACCGUUUUGGUGCUUGGGAUGUGAGAAUCACCGGGUGGCACUGGGGGGUUAGGGUUUGGUGAGGAGGGGUGAAGGAAAUGGGGGGCCUUUGCUCCAAGGGAUCGGCGGUGGGCAAGUCGCCCAGCGACACAACGCUCGGCCCCGGCCGAGUGGUCGACCACCAUGAGCGUGUGGUGGUUGUGGAGGAGAAGAAGACUGUGGUUGGGGGAGAGGCUGCUGCCAAGAGGAUACAAGAGGAGCAACAGGAGCAGAGCCAGCAACCUGUAUCGGUCUCGCAAACUGUGGUGCCUGGAGGUGGCGUGGAUACUGCUGUGGUACCAUGGGAUGGGGUGCCGCAGUUGGCGCGGUUGCCGUCGCAGAAGUCAGGGAUGGGUGUGGCAAAAGCUAGUGCUGCCAAGGUUUCAGAAGUAAGCUCUAUUCUGGGUAGAGCUAGUACUGCUGGUAUUGGAAAAGCAGUGGAAGUGCUAGACACACUUGGUAGUAGCAUGACAAGUUUGAAUAUGAGUGGUUUUGGAUCAGGAACUACAACAAAAGGCAAUAAAAUAUCUAUUUUAGCAUUUGAGGUUGCCAAUACCAUAGUCAAAGGUUGCAAUCUGAUGCACGCCCUUUCAAAAGAUAAUAUAAAGCAUUUAAAAGAAGUGGUACUUCACUCAGAAGGUGUUCAGAAUCUUAUAUCCAAGGAUAUGGAUGAGUUACUCAAGAUUUCUGCUGCUGACAAAAGGGAAGAGUUGAAAGUGUUUUCUACAGAAGUUGUUCGCUUUGGAAAUCGCUGCAAGGAUCCUCAAUGGCACAAUUUGGACCGAUACUUUGACAAGUUGGCAUCAGAACGGGCUCCUCAACAUCACUUGAAAGAAAAGGCAGAAUCAGUGAUGCAGCAAUUGGUGACUUGUGUUCAGUUUACAGCUGAACUAUACCAUGAAAUGCAUGCCUUGGAUAGAUUUGAACAAGAUUAUCAGCGUAAACAGCAGGAAGAGGAUGGUUCAAGUGUAGUCCAAAGAGGUGAUAAUCUGCACAUACUAAAGCAGGAAGUGAAAAGCCAACACAAGCAUGUUAAAAGUUUAAAGAAAAAGUCUUUAUGGUUUAAGAAUUUGGAAGAGGUCAUAGAAAAGCUGGUAGACAUUGUGCACUUCUUACAUUUGGAGAUCCAUAAUGCCUUUGGGCAUUCAGACAAUGAAGAAUCUCAGGAACCUACCAAACGACGUAAUAGAUUGGGUCCAGCAGGCCUUGCAUUGCAUUAUGCCAAUAUCAUCAGUCAGAUUGAUACUCUUGUUUCUCGAUCAAGUUCUAUUCCUACAAACACAAGGGAUGCAUUAUACCAAAGUUUGCCACCUACCAUAAAGUCGUCUCUCCGGUCUAAGCUACAUUCAUUUGGAGUCAAUGAAGAGCUUACUGUUUCUCAAAUCAAGGCUGAAAUGGAGAAGACGCUGCAGUGGCUUGUCCCUAUUGCAAAUAACACCACGAAGGCUCACCAUGGUUUUGGUUGGGUUGGAGAGUGGGCAAAUACAGGGUCAGAUGUGAACUGCAAGCCAACGGGGCAGAUGGACCUGACCCGAGUUGAGACACUGUACCAUGCUGACAAGGACAAGACUGAAGCAUAUAUCCUUGAACUUGUUGUGUGGCUUCAUCAUCUUAUUAGUCAAUCCAAAACCGCUAAUGGUGAGAGGUCUCCAAUCAAGUCUCCUGUCCGGUCUCCUACGCAAAGGGGGCCUGCAAUCACAUUGUCUCCAAACAAAGCCAGCAGCAAUUCAUCACCUCUUUUGACGCAAGAAGACCAAGAUAUGCUAAGGGAUGUCAAGUACAAGAAAUUCAUCCCUGGUAUAAGCAAAAGCCAAGAGUUUGACACUAAGUCAAGACAUAACAAGCAAAGCAGACUAAGCAAAAGUAACAGCCAUUCACCAAGCAGUGGCAACAGGAAAGAGUUGCUAUCAAUCAGGAGGCUGCUUCCUGUGAUUGACUUCGAGAUCGACCGGACAAAAGCUCUUGAUGUGAUAGAUAGAGUUGACAAUAUAAAAGUACAGUGAUGAAUCAAGAUCGACUUGAUGCUAAAGCCUGAAAAUGUGCUGCGAUCUGUGAUCUUGAAAAUCCAGAUUGCGGCCUGAACCAAGGUGCCUGCUUGAGACGAACUAGCAUCAUGGUGCCAAUUUGAAGGCACGAAGAGAGGUAGAGAACCAUUGUCCAGGCUGACUUUGUAUGAUAUAUGGUGGGGUGAAAAGGAAGGGAAAAUUUCAUUGUACAAAGGGAUUUGUUGUGUUUGUUAGCUCUUGUACAAGGAAUGCAAGUUUUGAAGUAAAAAAGAAUAUCGAAGA
Molecule: messenger RNA, 2727 nt
Organism: Phragmites australis (common reed)
Lineage: Eukaryota; Viridiplantae; Streptophyta; Magnoliopsida; Poales; Poaceae
Product: protein PSK SIMULATOR 1-like
Exons: 13
Coding region: 499-2442 (647 amino acids)
Biological process (GO): positive regulation of growth
Source: RefSeq, a predicted model, not a curated record